AUGGCCAUCCCUAAUCUUAACGACCUUUGGAUUGCUCUGAAAUAUGAAAAAAUUGCAGAUGUUUGCUAUAGAUGUGGUCUCAUUGGACACGAGAACACAAGCUGCCUUGAGCAAGUCUUCUCCCUGAAGAAUCCAACAGGAGCCACCUUCAAUGCAGCCGGCCCAUGGUUAAGAGCAAACAACCAUGAAUCCCCCACAGGUUUGUAUGAUGCCACCCAACCUCCAGCGACUCCAGUCUCCCAAUCUUCGUACACUGCCAGCCCAUCCCCGGUACACGACACAGCUGUCCUGCCUCACACUGUUGCUGUCCAGCCCACGUCCUCAGAUAAGAACAAACUGGUAGCAGCGUCAGAAAAUGUAAGCGUGACUCCACUACCCCAUGUACCAACCGUUGUACCAUCCCAUGGUAUCGAGCCUUACACUGAGGACGUGGCCCAAUCUACCUCUCAACCCGCUUCUUCUAUGGAGCCCACCCAAAGCUGCAACCCACCACAUAUUUGGAGCCCAAAACCAAACCUGGAAAAUUUCAAUGCUCCCAAUCGCCUAGGCCCAUCACCCAAGUCUGGUAGUGCCAAUGAAAUUUUACCUGACCCUCUCCCUAAGGCUCACGUUAACCCCAUCUCCUCCCAAGACUCACAUCCAAACUCCACCUUCAACCAACCCCAACCCAACCACUCUCUUAAAAGAAAAAUCACCCAAGAGGAGCUUGCUGUGUUCUCCAAAAGAUUGAAAAAAACCAUCAAUGGCCCUGAUCCUGUGUUUUUUGAUCCGGUAACGGCAACCCUUAUUCCACAAUCGAGGGUUGAGUUCUCCGAAAGAGACAAACCCAGUGAGACCCCAUCCAAAAUCCAUGGAGAAUCACUCAAAACUAAGGCACGCAAAGUUCACACUCAACCAAUCCAAGAAUCAACUGCACCAAACAAUCAUAUUUGUUCUGUUCUUUCGGCCGAGGAGGCGGGCCUUAUCAUGCCCCCAAAUUUUGAUUUUAUGAUUAUCAGUGUACCUUGUCAAUUUUAA
Molecule: messenger RNA, 1017 nt
Organism: Quercus lobata
Lineage: Eukaryota; Viridiplantae; Streptophyta; Magnoliopsida; Fagales; Fagaceae
Exons: 1
Coding region: 1-1017 (338 amino acids)
Molecular function (GO): nucleic acid binding; zinc ion binding
Source: RefSeq, a predicted model, not a curated record